Molecule: messenger RNA, 875 nt
Organism: Scleropages formosus (Asian bonytongue)
Lineage: Eukaryota; Metazoa; Chordata; Actinopteri; Osteoglossiformes; Osteoglossidae
Gene: arl1
Product: ADP-ribosylation factor-like 1
Exons: 6
Coding region: 112-657 (181 amino acids)
Molecular function (GO): GTP binding; GTPase activity
Source: RefSeq, a predicted model, not a curated record
CAAAUAACUCGUUUUGCCUAGAUUGCGGUGACACGUCACGUUGUUUCCCAGGAGCUGAUAUCCACACAGUCGCCAACAUUUGACUUAAAAGGAAUUUAAACACGGGCGAAUAUGGGUGGGUUCUUCUCCAGUCUCUUCUCUGGCCUCUUUGGAUCCAGGGAGAUGAGGAUCCUGAUUCUCGGUCUGGAUGGUGCUGGGAAGACCACCAUCCUGUAUAGGCUUCAAGUCGGGGAAGUUGUAACUACCAUUCCCACUAUUGGUUUCAAUGUGGAGACUGUGACGUACAAGAAUCUAAAAUUUCAGGUGUGGGACCUCGGUGGGCAGACCAGUAUUAGGCCAUACUGGCGUUGCUAUUACUCCAACACAGAUGCCGUGAUCUAUGUGGUUGACAGCAGUGACAGGGACAGGAUGGGAAUUUCCAAAUCAGAGUUGGUGGCAAUGCUGGAGGAGGAGGAACUGAAGAAGGCAAUCCUGGUGGUGUUUGCCAACAAGCAGGACAUGGAGCAGGCCAUGACACCCACAGAGGUGGCCAAUUCCCUAGGCCUGCCAGCGCUAAAGGACAGGAAGUGGCAGAUCUUCAAGACAUCAGCAACCAAAGGCACAGGGCUGGACGAGGCCAUGGAAUGGCUGGUGGAGUCCCUGAAGAGCAGACAAUGAUUUGAUUUCCAUCCCUUCCAAUCCAGUCCUGUCCUAUGUAAAUAGUCCUGACCUAGCCCCAGUACACCCAGACGGACCCUUCCUGGGAGAAGGCUGCAGUGCAGGGAAGGGAUUUUUGGGGAACACGGUGCCGGCCGUUUCCAGACUAAAUGGCUGUCCUAGCACUCCGUGCUAUAGUCUUGUAUUUGUACCAAACAGUCCUCCUCCUCCCCCCCCCC